Bathycoccus prasinos is the source of this 732-nucleotide messenger RNA. RefSeq lists its product with no specific name. The coding region runs from base 1 to 732 and encodes 243 amino acids. The transcript has a single exon. Lineage: Eukaryota; Viridiplantae; Chlorophyta; Mamiellophyceae; Mamiellales; Bathycoccaceae. The record is from RefSeq and is a predicted model, not a curated record.
AUGAAGGAACGAGCGACCGAAGGAACAACCUUAUUGACAUCAUCAUCAUCAUCAUCGACAAAAGCAAUGAAAACGACGACGACGAAAACGUCUGUAUAUUCCGGGAACAUGCACCGAAGUUCCCUCCACGCGCACUACGAGACGGGACAAUAUGUGAAAAACCAAACCUUCUUGGAAGACGAGGAAUACUCUCGCGCGUUAGAUUGCAUCGUGAAAGGGUGCGCGGACGUUCUGUUGCGAGACUCGGAAGGGAGGAUUUUAAUCGGGUACAGGAACGUGGAACCGGCGGCGAACGGGCCGUGGUUUAUCGGCGGGAGGAUUAAAGUUGGCGAUUCGGUGUUCGAAGCGGCGAGAAUAAACGUGAAACGAGAGUGUAAAAUAGAUAUCGAAGAGACAAGAUUUGAAGUCGUGCACACGUCCACGCACGUGUGGGCGAAGAGGAAACAAGCGCCGAGCGAGAAUGGUACCGGAGACGUGAUUGUGGUGUCCACGGCGACGAUUACGGACGAGGAGAAAGCGAACGUGGAGAUGGUGAAUACCGAGUACGACGGGUACGCGUGGAAAACGCCGGAAGAGGUCAUUAGCGGCGAAGAGUAUCAUCCGGCGUUGAAAAAUGCGGUGAAGGCGAUGUUUUUUAGCAUGAGACAAAACGAUUUGAUCGCGGCGGUGAGAGAGGGUAAGAGCGACGGUGAAAUUGCCAAAUUAGCUCGCGAGGCGUUCGCGGAGAAGUAA